Loa loa (African eye worm) is the source of this 186-nucleotide messenger RNA. RefSeq lists its product as hypothetical. The coding region runs from base 1 to 186 and encodes 61 amino acids. The transcript has a single exon. Lineage: Eukaryota; Metazoa; Nematoda; Chromadorea; Rhabditida; Onchocercidae. The record is from RefSeq and is a predicted model, not a curated record.
AUGGAAAGCAUUGGUAAAGAAUCAUUCGGUUUUUCGUUUUUCCUAAAUAAUGAUGUAUCUAUCAAUCUAUCACUUACGAAACAAUCACCAUCAUUAUCAUCAUCAUUACCAAUAGCGCCACUACCAUCAGCGCCAUAUGACAUCGAUGUAAAUGAUAAUGCGGGGUUUAACAAAAAUAUUGGUUGA